CUGCUACAGGUGCUUCUGCAGGUCCUCGGCUAAGAUCUUCCUUCAAUUCAAGCGGUCUUCAGACAGCAGCAGUGGUUAAACUUCCUCGGAGAGCAGCUGAAAACAGUGCAGCGCUACUGACACCUCUUACAAUUUGGUGCCAAUACUUGUUUGGUUCAUGUUUCCUUCAUUCACUGGUUGCCUGUGCAAAAGUAAAGAUUAUGUAGCGGGCCCCCAUGUGAACACCAUUUUUGGAAGAAUACUUUUCAACCAUAUCCCACAUACUUGUGGCGAGAUAUCCUAUACUAUUUGGAUUCCCUAUACUUGUUGCGGAGUAAUGCUGGAGGAACCAAAACGGUGUGAGGUUCAAGAACAUCGUCCUGCGUGACCUUCAGUACAUCCUUCCUCAGAUCUUCACCUGGUACAGCAAAAUAUACUCUUCCACCACGAAGAGUAUGGGCAGCAAUGCUCGUGCGGGCUUGAAGCAACUGAGUGAAGGCUUCGAGCGAAAGAAGUUCCGCGGAAAGAUGCGUGGCGUACGUCUGGACAAAUGGUGGCCGGUAGCUUCUGGUAUCGUGGUGAAUGAAGCUCGCGCACAGCUGGGCGAAGCAUGGGUCUUGCUGGGCGAUGAACUCGAUCGCCAGGCGGUGUCACACGCUUUUUGCGAAAUGCGUCAGCAACACUGCCGUGAGCAACAGCGUGCGGCCAAGAGAAGACGAUCGGAUACGGACCUACAGCUCUGGGCCUCGAAGGCUUUGAAGAAAGGCUGUGUGAAGUGGCACAUCAAGACCCUCAAGAAGAAGAUCAGUGGCAAACCCUUUUGCUGUGGACGGCAGAGGCAGGAUCGCUUCUGCAGCUACUGCGGCAAGAUCUUGAUGACUGUGUUGUGAAGAAGACUUGACCCCACCAUGUUCGAAGCAGCCGUUCCUGCCUGGGCAUCAGUUGCCCAGCCCAGGCGUGAAGUUUAUGGCGCGCCAGGGUUUUGGCCCAGGGCUCCCAUGCUCUGCAGCUUUUUGCGAGGGUUCAUUCUAAUCAGUUGCGGGGCGGGGUGAAUUUCGUCUUGUGAGAGCUUUUUUUUUACUGAUCUUCAAGUCGGUGCGUAGCGCCGCGAUCCACUUUCAGCCACAAAGCACGAGUGACGUUCAGCGGCGAUUUUUUGAACAACGAUGUGCUCACACACACACGGUUUCGAGUAUCGAAGCUACGUUGUUUGGACGUGACAUGUACAUAUGGUUUGGUAUGUUCAUGAAAAGCGCAACUGUCCAUGAAACUUAGGACUGCGCCCUCACUUGCCUUGUUAGCCCUCUGCCGUUUGCUGGUGAUAGUUGCGCGCAGGUGGCAGACUUUCGGCCGAGCAAUCGGCCACAGUGAGUCGUAUUUUUGAUGGCGCAUCGCAGACUCUUCGAUUUGCCGCGCCAAGAUUUUCCCAUAUAAGCAGAAGGUAGCAAUCUUCAACCACUGUUUAAGUAUCGAUGACCCCGUGCGCCGAGAGCGGGGGCUGCUGGAGGGGCACCAGAGAGAGAGAGAGAAGUGCGUCGAAAAUGCAGGAGAUGCUAGGCUUAGGGCAGCCACGGUAGUUGUGUUUUAAAUUCUUUUAGGUGUGGAUUGAGGCGGGGUGGGUUGAUGGAAGUUGGUGACGAGUGACACUGUUGCGUUUGUCUGGGGGGGUGUCUCUGCAUGGCAGCAGUUGCCAUCAUGGUGUUUGCGGUUGUGGCACGGGUACUAGGCGUACAAGUGGGUAUGGCUGGUGGAGGGAUUCUGUUUGCAAGCAGCAUCGUGGUGGUUGUGUUUGUACGGGCGUGUGCCUGUACAUGGGUAUGAGUGACUGCAACGAUGGUAGAAGAAGAAUUGCUGGGGAGGUGGCAGGGGUGUCGACGGACAGGGGACUCAUCCUAGCACAGACAGUGGUAGGUUUUAUUUCACCCCGAGGAUUCUUCGUUCAUAGCGAACACCGGAUCUUUCGGGUGCCCCAGUGAAGAAUCCAAGUGUUUCAAACCAAAGCAUUUUAAUAAUGUUCUUUUUGAAAGACUAGAUGAUCCCUUCUUCCUAGAAGUG
Durusdinium trenchii is the source of this 2034-nucleotide messenger RNA. The record is from the annotation of a GenBank genome assembly. Lineage: Eukaryota; Dinophyceae; Suessiales; Symbiodiniaceae.